Halichondria panicea is the source of this 2052-nucleotide messenger RNA. RefSeq names its product WD repeat-containing and planar cell polarity effector protein fritz homolog. Gene Ontology annotation, molecular function: protein binding. Lineage: Eukaryota; Metazoa; Porifera; Demospongiae; Suberitida; Halichondriidae. The transcript has 20 exons. Gene Ontology annotation, biological process: cilium organization; nervous system development; establishment of protein localization. The coding region runs from base 115 to 1947 and encodes 610 amino acids. The record is from RefSeq and is a predicted model, not a curated record. Gene Ontology annotation, cellular component: axonemal basal plate.
ACUACAAAGCCAAAGAAAAAGGAUUAAUACAAGGACUAUAGCGAAAUAACCGAGACAUGUAGAUCUAGUGACCUCUUACCCAAAAUUAUGUGUUUUUAAUUUUGGCUGGCAGUGAUGGCUACUUUUCUCUGCCACAUUCAUUUCUGGACUUUGAAGGCACUUUCUCCUGGUACAGCUUCAGGUAGUGACAUUGGUAAACAUGUGUACCAUGACAAGAGGAGGGAUAAACACGAUCAUCGAGACACCAUGGAGGUUUGUCGCACAGAGUGGGCGGAAGGUAGAGGGCUGACCUGGACUCCACAUAAUAAGAAGCCAGACAAGUUGAGGGAGGCUAUUAGAGAGUAUGAGGAGAUGAUGUCUGCACAUAGAGCAGUGGCAGUCAGUUGGAAAACUCACAGACACUGCCUUUUGCUACUUGAGAAUGGUAUCCUGAUCACGUUUGUACUGUCCAAGUGCUCUGGUGAAGUUGAGAGGAUCUUGAUUGACAGGUCUCUGGUGCCUAGACUACAAACAACCAUGGACACUGCAAUGUUCUCCGGAUCCCAUAUUUUCCUCACUCUUUCUGAGAACCCUCGUCCGGGUAUUGUCUCCCUCUCCCAUCGCCGCACGUCUGCAGCACAGGUACCGCUUACUCUUCAGAAGACUGACUCAGGGAGAAGACUGGAUAAGCUCUCAGCUCAAGACCCAAAGGUAUUGUUUUCGGAGCAGGGUGGUCUGCCAGUGGGGCGGGCGGAGAGAGUACUGAGAGUGAGCGAGGGCCUGGUGGCUGUGUGGUGGAGAGAGGAGUGGACUGCUAACACUGGAUACAAUUUACUGCUCUUCACAAUUACGAACGACGCUCUAGAGUUUUCCUGUGGAGCCGAGCUGAACGGUGAUCCUGUGGAAAUGCAGUUCAGUAAUUUGAAGAGCAAUAUGUUGCUCUCCCUGGAGAAAACCAGUGACUCUACUUACCAGUGCUACAGCUAUACAUGCUGGGAUCACAGGCUAACCAGAUCAAGCUCAGAAGAUACUAUAUCAUCACAAGCUGAUGUGGUGGCAUGUGAGUGGAACAAGGAGGAGAGCAUGGUACUACUGGGCUGUGAGAACACCACCCUGAUCCUCCAUGAUUGUUUAUCCAACCGGCCAGACAUCACAGCUCAAGCCUUCUUUUAUCCGAUAUCUCUGAUCCGGUGGCACUCUGGUGGCGGUGUGGUGAUGGUGUGUGGGCCUCGAGGAGAGCUCCAAUCUUUUGACAUUGCCCUCAACCCCCUCACAUUCCAAACACUUUCAGACACACCCUCACCCCUCCUGCAAAUAGGAUCAUACUUUGUGUCUCCAGUUCAGCUCCAGCUAGGAGAAUGGGGGACACAGUUGGAUGGGGAGACUAAUGACAAUUUCGUUCUUGCUUUUGACAGGGGCCCAGUGGUGCUAGUGAAGAUUGAGCUCGGUGUACUGAGCAGAGGACAACUAGGACCAGCAGAGAUCGUCGCAGAGUAUGUCCGUGAGAAUACGAUGAGCAAGGCUAUUAAGGUGUUGAAUCAGCUAAGUUGGACCUCUCAACAAAACGAAUGUUUUAUAUGCCUCACUCUGAUCAUGGACCAUCUCCUCACACAGCCACUCUCACGAGAGACUGAAGGCCAGAUGUUGGAGUGUCUGGCAUUCUUUCAGUCUGAAUCAGUCACUGAAGACGCUCAUUAUUCAUACAAGACGAGGAUUACUCAUCUCACCAGAAGAUUAUGCCAUUUGUUAAUUAGGCAUAAGAAGUUGAUGAGAGCAAUGGAAGUUGCAGAAGUCGUGGGAGUUUGUGAUCUAUUCAUGGACGUUCAUUUUCUAGCUGUGGAUAUGAAUAACGUAAACGUUGCUGAGCUAGCGAAACAGAAGGCAGAGAAAACCACCCGCUCUGAUUUUAUUACUGAUGUUCUGCAAGCUGCAGGUCUACCACAAGAACCCAUUCAUAACAGUCAUUAAUUUUCACUUUCACUUUUUGAGCGCAUAAAUUAUUUUACUCACAUUUAUGAAUGUGUAUAAUGAUUAUAGCAUGCUGAUGAGAAUUAUAAUCUUUACGUACCUAUA